AGAUUUGAUUUAUUCACACCUGAUUCAAUAGAUUCUUGGUUUUCAUCGUUUAAUUCACUUGUCGAUUUAUCCUUCCAUAAGAAUUUUUUUAUUUCAAACGAACACUCUUGAUGUUCAAAUAAUAUUUUUCGUGUUUAGCUGAAAUGAUGAUUAUAAAGCCAAAAUUACAAACAUAGUCAAUAUGAAUACAGCAAAUGUGACGGCGAAUAAUAUCGUCAAUGUUGCGGCUACUGCAACGCAACCACCACCAACAGCUAAUAUAACGACGAUAAAAACGCAUCAACAACCUACCGCAAUUUUACAUCAACCAAGUACUAUUUCAAUACCAGCGACAAUUAUAACAGCUACUUCAAAUGAGACAAGACUCAAUAAAUCAUCAACAGCGAAUCAAACACCACCACCGACUCAACAACCAACAUCCGUAACAUCCACUUCAAAUCAUUCAAUUCAGAAUCAUGAACCUCAAUCUUUGGUGCAGCAUUCAUCCCCCGCAACCGCAACAUUUACGAUUCAUGCUUCUACUGGUGUGACACAAACAUUGCAAACAAUACCGAAUAAUUUAGUGGUUACUAGUGCUGCCAAUGUCGUUGGUACAGCUGGACAACAACAACAAGCUCAAAUUCAAACAGUGAAUGCUGUAGCAAAUACGACUUCGAUAAUCCAUCCGGUGACAAUCACAGGUAUUACUACUACAGGUUCAUCAUCGGUAGUUUGUACAGCGACCAUUUUACCUACUGGAGCGACUGUUAGCACUGCUGGCGGCCAUCCACAAGUUACCGCCAUUCCUGUUGGACCUAAUACUGUUCUUAAAGCUCAACCAACGAUGACAACAUUACCUAUUGGACAAAGAUUUCAAGCGACUAAUGUAGCCAUUGGCACUUCCAAUGUUCCAUCAUCACAACCAACUGGCACACCCAUUAAUGCUUUAUUCAUUCAUCAAGAUCCAAUCGCUUCGCAGAAAAAUCUAUCAAACAGUGUUGCUCAUGCGACAAUGGCAACAACAUCGAAUCAUCCCCAUCAGCAAUCGCAUGCAUCCAUUCAACAGAAUUCGACAACUACAGCGACCGUAAUAAAUACAAGUAAUGUUUCAGUGGCCGGUGUACCUGGUACAACAACGGUUACUUUACAACCAAUUUCAUCACAUUCUAACAGUCAGCAACAUCACGCGCCUAUAUUCGUCCAAACUGGUCCUAAUACUAAUUCGAAUACAGCCACGCCGAAUAGUGCCAUUUUUCAUCAAAUAGGUCACCAUCAUCCAAAUUCGUCAUCACAACCGACACCAUCGUCUCAACUGCAACAACAACAACCAACCAAUCUAUCGACGAUUAAUUUAUCUACCUCUUCAGUGCAACAGCAGCAAUCGGCACCAACGCCAUCCCAAUCGGCACCACAACAACAAUUUCAAAGAUUGAAAGUUGAAGAUGCACUUUCCUAUUUGGAUCAAGUAAAAUUCAAAUUCAAUGAUAGGCCGCAAGUGUAUAAUGAUUUUUUGGACAUAAUGAAAGAAUUUAAAUCACAAUCUAUCGAUACUCCGGGUGUUAUACAACGUGUUUCAAACCUGUUUAAGGGUCAUCCAGAAUUGAUUGUCGGAUUCAAUACAUUUUUACCCCCAGGAUACAAAAUUGAAAUACAUUCGAAUGAUCAGGUGAAUGUAUCAAUGCCAAAUUCAACAAAUGUUGUUUUGAUGCCAAACACCCCAUUAACACCAUCGACGCAUCAAAAACAAUCUAUAUCAGCUGUUACAGCUCCUGCUGGUCAUGCGAUUGUUGCUUCAAGCCAAAACAUUCAUCAGAUUCCGAGCAAUUUAGUUAGAAGUCCUUCCUUAACAUCUUCAAACCAAAGUCUCCAUCAUGGUGGUCCUCCGAGUCAUCAUUCACAUCACACUUUUGGUAAUUCUAUUUCACCGCGCAAUGAAACAACGAACUUAUCGUUAGCAUCGACAUCUUUACCGCAUUCAACAACUCAGAAUUGUCCUUCGUUCAACCAAAAUCGUAUUGAAACGACAUCAAAUCACAAUCAUCGAUCUUCUUCUGGGCAUAUUGAUUCAAAUUCUAGGGCUCAGGCAACGACAAUACAUCAUCAUCUUGUUAAUGCAAGCCAACAAAAUGCCGCUAAUGUGCCUGGAAGUGGACCAGUUGAAUUCAAUCAUGCCAUAAAUUAUGUCAAUAAGAUUAAAAAUCGUUUUCUUGAUCAACCAGAAAUAUACAAACAAUUUUUAGAUAUAUUACAAAGCUAUCAAAAAGAACAGGAUAAUUCAGGGCAAAAAAUUCUCACAGAAUCGGAAGUAUUCAGUAAAGUUUCGAAAUUGUUCGAAAAUCAACCAGAUUUAUUGCAAGAAUUCAGUCAAUUUUUGCCUGAUGCUCACAAUUCAAGCGGUGUUAUUGCUGGUGGUGUUGUUACACAUACGUUGCAUCCAAAUCAAGCUACAAACGCCACUUCUCAUCAUCAUCAUCAUAUGAACAAUAGUAAUAAUUUAAUUAAUUCUUCACCAUCAUAUAGCAUUCAAAAUUCAGCAAAUCCGACCACAUCAUCAUUGAAUCAAUAUGGCCACCAUCAUCAAGCUAAUCUAGAGCUUAGUAGCUCAAAUUAUACCCAUCAACCACCUAGCCAAACUGUUCCUAUAAGUCAUGAACAACAUAAUUCAAUGUCCAUAAAAAAGACUAUCAGCGUGAUCAAUACGAAUUCGGUUAUUCCAAAUCGAACUUCGAUUGCAAAUUCAAACACCCCGAAUGCAUUUCCAAAUGCAUUUCAUCGUACGCCUAAACGCUCAAUAUCAAACAAUCAAAUCGAACAAUCGAAUUCUCCACAUGUUUCGUUGAAGCGUUCCAAAUUGGUACCAUUUCGUGAAACAGCUACUCCUGAAGCUGGAAAAUAUAUGGGAGACCUUGUUGAAUAUGCUUUUUUUGAUAAGUUACGAUUGGCAAUGAAUUCCCCAUAUAACUAUGAAACAUUCUUACGUUGUUUGAUUUUGUUCAACAAUGAAAUUGUCAAUCGUUCUGAGCUUGCCCAACUUGUUCAUCCAUUGUUUUUACAAUGUCCGGAUUUAUAUAAACGUUUCAAAGAAAUGUUGAACAUUAAAGAAGGAAGUUUAUCAAUGAAUUCGGCCAAUCUUACGAACCACAAUCUCUACUAUAAUUUGUACAACAAUCCAUAUAUGAAUAGUUUGAGUAAUUCAUCAUAUCAUACAAAUUCGUAUGCUAAUAGUAGUAUAGGUCAUCUGGAGGGUCUCAGCAAUCGUAUUGCAUCAUUUCGUGAUCGUCGCGAUAAUGAAUUUGCUGAGGUGGAUUUCGCCUCAUGUAAACGUUAUGGUGUAUCGUAUAGAACCAUACCAAAGUCUAGUGCUAAACAAGAAUGUUCAGGUCGUACACCACUUUGUCGUGAAGUGUUGAACGAUACUUUAGCAUCAUUUCCGUCAUGGUCUGAAGAUUCGACAUUCGUGUCCUCACGAAAAACUCAAUAUGAAGAAUAUGUUUAUCGUUGUGAAGAUGAGCGAUAUGAACUUGAUCUCAUUAUCGAAACAAAUCUUUCUACCAUCAGAGUUCUAGAAUCCGUUCAAAGGAAAAUGGAAGCCAUGACUUCAGAAGAAAAAAGUAAUUUCAAACUUGAUGAUACUUUGGGUGGAAGUUCGCAUGUCAUUCACAUAAAUUCCAUACGUCGAAUUUAUGGAGAAAAUUCCGUUAACGUCAUUGAAGGAAUCAAAAAUUCUCCUGCAAAUGUCAUACCAUUAGUUUUACGGCGUCUUAUUUCAAAAGAUGAAGAAUGGAGAGACGCGCAAAAACAAUUCAAUCGAAAUUGGCGGGAACAAAAUGAGAAAUAUUAUUUAAAAUCACUAGAUCAUCAAGGAAUAAGCUUUAAACAGAAUGAUAUCAAAUUUUUACGAUCGAAAUCCCUAUUGACCGAAAUUGAAAAUAUUGCAGAGGAACGAAGUGAACAAAAUGAACAACAAUCCUCUCAAUGGCCAUCGCAACAUUCGAAUGGCAACGACAAUGUGAAUGAUACAUGUCAAUCAGAUGAUCGAAAAUCCGAAACGCUGCAAAUGCCACACAUGAUUUUUGCUUAUCCUGAUAAGUCGAUGAUAGAUGUCGCUUGUAAUCUUAUCAUCCAUCAUGUAAAACGACAAACUUCUAUCCAUAAGGAAGAUAAGCGUAAAAUUAAACAAUUGAUGAGGCAUUUUAUACCAGACUUAUUUGCUACACCACGUGGUGAACUGUCCGAUGAUGAAAUCGAAGAUGAACCCAAAAAUGAAAAAGCUAAAACUCUUGAACACAUUAAAUUGGAAAAAUACAAUGACCCCAACAAGAAUGAAAAAACUGAAAUCAAGCCACAGCCAAUGUUGAAUUCUAAUCCGGAUGAAGAAUAUUCGCUAUUUUUUGUCAACAAUUUUUGGUAUUUGUUUUUCCGAUUACAUAACAUUCUCUGUGAACGAUUGAGCAAGAUGCAUAAGCGUGCUCAACAAAUUGCCGCUGACGAAGUCAAAGAAAAUCAAAAUCGUAAUUUAUCACCAUCUUCAUUACUUCGAUUACGAAAUAAUCCAGAUGUCAAAGUUGAAAAUUAUUUUUCCACUUUAGUCGAUAUGAUCAAACAAGUGCUUGAUGGAAAUCUUGAUUCAACCCAAUAUGAAGAUAACCUACGAGAAAUGUUCAGUAUUCAUGCUUACAUUGCCUUUACUUUAGACAAAGUUGUACAAAACAUUGUCCGUCAGCUUCAACAUAUCGUCGUUGAUGAAUGCAGUCAACAGUGUACAGAAUUAUAUCUUGAAGCCGGUAAAUCGGGAUCAGCUGGUGGAUUAUGUAAUACUGCUCAACAAAGAGCUGAAGCGGAAUAUUCAUAUCAGAAAAAUAUCGAACAAAUAAUUCCCGAUGAUAAUCGAUAUAAAAUUGUUAUAUACAAAGGUGAAGGUAAAAUUACGAUCGAUUUAUUGGAAUCAAACGAUGAUGACGAUGAAGAUUCAACAAAUGAUGGUGAUGACGAUUCAAAUAUACCUCAAUCGUCGCGUACAUUACGAUCAACGACUAAAAACAUGUCUGCUAAAGAAAGAGAGAAGUGUCUAAUGAAUGAACAAAAAGUGAAUGAACUGGUCGCAGAAAAAUUUCUCGCAAAUCCUCCUUUUCUAAAGAAAUAUGUUCGUAAACAUAAGGGAUCAUUCGACCCUAUCGCCCAAAUGAAUAGUGAUUCGAACGAAGCUGGACAACAAUCUCCAAGACCAAAUGAAGAAACUAAUUCUACUAGCAACAGUUCUGAAAAAGAAUCCAAUAAUCUUCCGAACAGUACUAAUGAUGAAAAAAUUACGAAUAAAGAAACGGCAUCGGACAUUAACCAACCAGCCAUUACCAAAGGCGAUAGUGAAAAUCGUUCUUCUUCGGCUAAUGCUGCCACUAAUAAUGAUAAAAAUAAGACGAAGGAUACAACUGAUGCUAAUAAUGAAUGUGAAUUUGACAUUCAUCGUUUCAAAUCAUUAAUAUUCGUUCAAAAUGAAACGGUUCUAUACCGGAAAAAUAUCGAUAAACCAAGAAUGAGUCAUAAGAAGAUAUCUCAGUCGAAAUUUAAACGAUUCAAUAAGUGGUAUUCAGAUUGGGUCGAUGCCAAUUGUACCGAAAGUAAUAAAUGCAGAUAUGAAAAAUGGUUACUCGAACAGGACACAACUGGUUUCCGGUUGAAUCAAUCGGAAAACAACGAUGAUCGGCCGAUAAUUGAAAAAUCUGUUGAUAUAAAAUCGGAAAAUGAACUGAACAAUGAUGAUGUAAAUGAAAAUUCUAAAAAUGAUGAAAAAUUGAAAACGGAAAUAUCGCUUAAAGUUUCCGAACAAACGACACCAUCAUUAUCAUCAAUUGAACAACAACAAGCAUCAACAAAUACUAUAACAACAACAAAUGUAGAUUCAAAUGUUGAUUUAGUUGAAAAAUCUGCCGAUAAAGAUUCAAUUACCGGUACUAGAUCCGAAUCAAAGAAAAUAAUACAAAAAGUCAAAUUUGAUUCUGAAUCAGUGAUACCAUAUCGUACAUAUUAUAAAUAUCUAUUUAAAUCUUAAAAAAUUUCCCUUUCACAAUCAUUCAUAAAAAAAUUAUCAUCAUUAAAACUGAAACGAAAAUAUAAUAUAUAACUUUUCAUCAUACUAAGAAAAACGAAUCUAUUUGAACUGAUUAUGUAAUAAUUUUUUUAUACAUAAAUAUUUAUUUUUCAAGAAAAAUAUUUUGGAACAAUAGGCCUCAUCAUUUUU
Molecule: messenger RNA, 6217 nt
Organism: Dermatophagoides pteronyssinus (European house dust mite)
Lineage: Eukaryota; Metazoa; Arthropoda; Arachnida; Sarcoptiformes; Pyroglyphidae
Gene: Sin3A
Product: SIN3 transcription regulator family member A
Biological process (GO): negative regulation of transcription by RNA polymerase II
Cellular component (GO): chromatin; Sin3-type complex
Molecular function (GO): transcription corepressor activity
Source: RefSeq, a predicted model, not a curated record